AUGGCGCGAGUCUAUUCUGAGGUCAACCAGAACAUGCCCAGGUCGUACUGGGAUUACGACUCGGUCAAUAUCAGCUGGGGUGUUUUGGAGAACUACGAAGUGGUGCGAAAGAUCGGCCGCGGAAAGUAUUCUGAGGUCUUCGAAGGCAUCAACGUAGUCAACUACCAGAAAUGCGUCAUCAAGGUGUUGAAGCCGGUUAAGAAGAAGAAGAUCAAGCGAGAGAUCAAAAUCCUACAAAACCUAGCCGGAGGGCCCAACGUCGUUGCGCUGCUCGACGUGGUGAGGGACUCCCAGAGCAAAACGCCAUCACUAAUCUUCGAAUACGUCAAUAAUACCGACUUUCGGAGCCUCUACCCCAAGUUCAACGACAUCGAUGUCAGAUACUACAUCUCUGAGCUGUUGAAGGCGCUCGACUUCUGUCACAGCAAGGGCAUCAUGCACCGAGAUGUGAAGCCUCAUAACGUUAUGAUCGAUCAUGAGAACAGGAAGGCAUGUUUCGUCCUUCCCUCAACCAACUGCGUCUCCUGCCAACAAGCUAACCCCGCCCGUUUCCAGUUGCGUCUUAUUGACUGGGGUCUGGCGGAAUUCUACCAUCCUGGCACCGAGUACAAUGUCCGAGUAGCCUCGCGCUACUUUAAGGGCCCUGAGCUACUGGUUGACUUCCAGGAGUAUGACUACAGUCUGGAUAUGUGGAGCCUCGGGGCAAUGUUCGCGUCCAUGAUCUUCCGCAAGGAGCCCUUCUUCCACGGAAAUAGUAACUCGGACCAACUCGUCAAGAUUGCUAAGGUCCUCGGGACGGAUGAUCUGUUCGACUAUUUGGACAAGUAUGAGAUUGAGCUCGAUGCCCAGUACGACGACAUUCUCGGGAGGUUCCAGAAGAAGCCGUGGCACAGCUUUGUGAACUCGGAGAACCAGCGGUUCGUCAGCAACGAGGCAAUCGACUUCCUGGACAAGCUUCUGAGAUACGACCACCAAGAACGCCUCACUGCGAAAGAGGCGAUGGCCCACCCUUACUUCAACCCGAUCCGUGACGAGGCGACCAUGCAGCAGUACCUGGGUACGGGUGGCAGCGCCCACACCUAG
Molecule: messenger RNA, 1083 nt
Organism: Phialemonium atrogriseum
Lineage: Eukaryota; Fungi; Ascomycota; Sordariomycetes; Cephalothecales; Cephalothecaceae
Product: kinase-like domain-containing protein
Exons: 5
Coding region: 1-1083 (360 amino acids)
Biological process (GO): regulation of transcription by RNA polymerase III; DNA damage response; peptidyl-threonine phosphorylation
Cellular component (GO): protein kinase CK2 complex; cytosol; nucleus
Molecular function (GO): protein serine/threonine kinase activity; ATP binding
Source: RefSeq, a predicted model, not a curated record